CUAUGGCGUCCACCAGAGAAUUUGGUACGAGGCGAUGGUCGUUGGGGUUCCCAUGAAAUUCUCAUGCUUAAAAGAGGAAAUAAAUGUGAAAGAAGAAAAAUGAGUAAUGAUGGCAUGUAAUCAUCGCUACAUGUGCGCUCUUCUUAUCAUUUAUAUGUCAUAAGCCACAUUACUUCAUCGUUUAUAAACUUGCGUUACAAGAAAAGCCCUGUGCCGGAGCUCGGAUGAAGUUCCUCCAGCCAAGCUGAGCUGCCCAGCCAUGAGCGAAGUGGAUGCCCGUUCGUGCUGCAGUGUUGCCAGCGCUAGCUGUCAUCCCCGGAGCAAGAUGGAUGUGGUCUGCGUCAUUGACCUGAUCACUGGUACGGGCGCAGCAGGUGGUCGGUUGGCACAGCGCAAGGCAGCAUACGAGGAGAUCAGAAAGGCGUCCAACUGUGUUGGGGCCACGUUGCAUGAGCUGCCCUUCAAGAAGCUUGACUUUGGGGAGACCAAGGUGCUCGACCUUUUCUACAAUGCAGACGUGGCCAUUGUUGACGUCUCUAUCCAGGACCAACGUAACCCUCUCUUUUACCAUCUGGGUGUGCGAGAAAGCUUUGGCAUGAAGCAGAACAUGAUCCUCUACAAUGACCACACUCCCGGCGAGGCAUACUCCAUAAAGAUUGCCUGUGCAAGCUACCCACUGACGACUUACAAGGUGAAUGAUGCUGGUGUCUGCGUCGUCACCGAAACGCCUGGUAUGGCCAUUGUUUCUGAGGAAACAGUGGAAUCCAAGCAGACCCUCCAUGCCAAGCUGAAAAAGUUCCUCCAAGACAUCGAAGUACAAACCAAAGCCCACAUGAAGGAGAAGUUCCUUGCUGACCUGCGGAAAGCACGCGAGAACUACACUGGUGAAGAGCUCGCCAAGAUGUUACGAAAUUUUAGGAAGCGGCUGGAUGACCCCAACAUCAUAUCCGGUGACGUUGUACUGAGCAUGCUCAUAUCCUUCAGAGACAUUCAGGAUUAUGAUGCAAUGGUAAAGCUGAUGGAUGACCUACAGACAGUGCCAAACAUGAAGUUCACAUCAACGCCAGCCAUCCAACAUUCUUAUGCAUUUGCCUUAAAUAGGCGCAACUUGCCGGGCGAUCGUGAGCGUGCCCUGGAGGUGAUGACGUCUGCCCUACAGAAAAAGGAGAACCAGGUGCCCGACAUCCUGUGCCUCUGCGGCCGCAUCUACAAGGACAAGUUUGUCGAGUCGGACUACACGGACCAGGAGAGUUUGAAAAACGCCAUUCACUGGUACCGCAAGGGAUUCGAGGUCCAACCUAAUGAGUACGCUGGUGUCAACCUGGCCACGCUGCUAGUGAUAGACGGGCACGAGCUGUCCAAGUCGACUGAGCUGCAGCAGAUCAGUCUGCGCCUCAACAAUCUCAUAGGGCUGAAGGGCUCACUGGACAACCUGGAGGACUAUUGGGAUGUGGCCACUUUCUUUGAGAUCAGCGUCCUGGCCGAGAACUACACCAAAGCUAUCCAGGCUGCCGAGUGCAUGUUCAAGCUGAAGCCACCCGACUGGUAUUUGAAGUCAACGUUUGGCAACAUCAAGCUCAUCAGCCGGUUUCGGAAAAGGCCCGAGGAUGUGGAGUGCAGUGCUGAAGAGCAGGUGUUCGACUUUUGGGUGGAUUUCUUCGUCACUGCUUAUUCAUCUGACAUGGAGAACACCAUACGGUUUCCUAUUCUGAUAUUGGAACCGACUAAAGUGCUGAUGCCGAGCUAUGUGACAGUGAACAUGGGUGCUGAAGAGAAGUCCCUCGAGAUCCGAAACCUCUGCAUUGACACGCUCAGGGGAAAUUGCCGCAGGAUUCAUGAGUGGCUCUUCAACGCUUCCUCCAUCCGUAGUAUUAGCCAAUACAAACGUGACGAGCGGUGCCUGUUCCUAUACGUGCACCAGAACUCGGACGACUUCCAGAUGUAUUUCCCAACAGCGGCACUCAAGAACCGCUUCUACGACCUCGUCCUGGCCAUGACAGCAAACCAGGAAGGUGUGGUCAUGGAUAUUGACCUCGAUGAUGGGUCCGGGUGUAUUCAGUUCGAGUACGAGACAGACGACCAGGGUCGACGCAUCAUCCUUGGCAAGGGCACGUAUGGUGUGGUGUACGCAGCGCGUGACCUGACCACCCAGGUGAAGAUUGCCAUCAAAGAGAUCCCAGAGGAAAACCUGGGCGAAGUUCAGCCCUUGCAUGAAGAGAUCAAGCUGCACGCCCAGUUGCAUCACCGCAAGAUAGUCCGCUACUACGGCUCCAUCAGUGAGGGUGGAUUUGUCAAGAUCUGCAUGGAGCGUGUGCCUGGAGGGAGCCUGUCACAACUGCUGCGCUCCAAGUGGGGUCCUUUGAACAACAACGAGCCGGCUAUUGCCUUCUACACCAAACAGAUCUUGGAAGGACUCAAGUACCUGCAUGACCAGCGGAUAGUGCACCGGGACAUCAAAGGUGACAACGUGCUCGUGAACACAUACAGCGGUGGCAUCAAGAUUACUGACUUCGGCACCUCGAAGCGCCUUGCUGGGAUGAACAUGGUCACAGGCACAUUCACAGGGACCUUCCAGUACAUGGCACCUGAAGUGAUCGACAACGGCCAGCGGGGUUAUGGAGCGCCGGCUGACAUCUGGUCUCUGGGCUGCACGGUCGUGGAGAUGGCCACUGGCAAGACGCCCUUCAUUGAGCUUGGCACACCACAGGCAGCCAUGUUUAAAGUGGGCUGUUUCAAGAUUCACCCCGAAAUCCCAGCAUCCUUGUCAGAGAAAGCCCAGAAGUUCAUAAAAAGGUGCUUCGAACCUGACCCUGCCAAGCGAGCCACUGCUGCUGAACUUUUGGAAGACCCUUUUAUAACUGACGGUGGGAGGAAAAAGAAAGCACGGCCUGCCGCACCUGACUUCAGCCGAAGCAUAUCAGUUCCGGCCGAUCGAGUACACAAGAUGGACAAGCCAGAACGGAUGUCUCGGUUUGCCAGCACUGGGGAGGAUGGAGAUGAGGAACUGCUCGAGUUAAACUCGGACAAAGGCUACAGCUCCUGCGAGGCUAGCCCGACCACCUUAGGCCAGGCAAAGCGGGUGCUCCCAAGGAUUCCCCGACCCGAGCGAUUUGACCUGUCCCAGAGGACAUCCUUUCUUCUUAGCUCCGCAACGGCCACAAGUCCGACGGACGCGAUCCCACGGUCACCCUCAACAUUUUCCUUUGGCUCUGAAACGUCGGAGGGCGGCAUGCGACGCUGCAGCUCCGGCCUACUGAGCCCGCCCGUGGACGGCUCGUCCGUGGACCAGGAGUCGGGCGGCUUCUACCUCCUCAAGAAGGACUCACAGCGACGGCAGACCAUUCUGCGCGUGCUCGAGGAAGACGGCAGCACGAUCUGUGACAUAUGGAUGAACAAGCUGCAGCAGGACAGUGGUGACGACUUGGUCAUUACAAAGGAGCAACUCCUAGCCCUCAUCGAUGGCUUCAAGAACUACAUCCCAGAGCAGAAUAAGACUGGCCUCCAGCACAUUAUUGGAAAGUUGAAGCAAGAAGUCAACCAUGACCACAAGGCCCUCAACCAACUCGCAGUAGCCUUGUACCUUUUCCAGAGUGCAGUCAAUGAAGUGCUCCGGAACCAGAGUAUCAAACCACAUUGGAUGUUUGCCUUGGACGCUCUUGUCAUGAACGCAGCUCAAAUGGCCAGUGAAAUCCUGUCCUGUGGUCAGGAAGACCAAGAGGACAACGACAUCGAGGAUGCUGACUCCACCUCAGGCGUGUCUACCAUCAAUUCCAGCAAGUCCCGCAGUGUGGCUGCACAAAAGCAGCUGGCCCUCGGCCUCCCUUCAGAGGAGACCCAACGGGUCAUAGAUGCCAUCCAGAUGAGUGAGCAGCUGUACCAGGACUUGCUGAGGAAACUUCUGGACAGCCGCUCACAACAGCGAAGCUUUGUGGAGGGCUGUCUAAGCCAGAACAGGUUCCUGCAUCCGGGUAGCAGAGAGUCGAGCGUGACAAUAUCAGGUCCAUCAUCAUCUGUUCCUUCCGCCUCAGCUGGUGUCCAUAGGCCUGAUGUUCAUCGUGAUGAAGAUCUGAUGCACUGGCUACAAGACCUUGGAAUGGACACGGAGUGCAUGGAAAGGUUUGCCAGAGAACAGUUCACAAAGGAAGACGUCCUGCAUUUGAUGACAAGAGAUGAUCUGCGGAGGCUAGGGCUCCGGUUAGGUCCCGAGCUUCGCAUUUGGAAAGCAAUACAGCAGCACCGGGAAGGUUUGUCCUGAGGAUGGACCGGUCUAGGGAACAUGGAUACUGCGUGAAAGCUUCUGGCAAAGCACCCCAAUGCUGGUGAUGGGCCGACAAUGUCAGCAUGGCCAACCAGUGCUAGGAGCCAGAAGACGGCAGAUACAUCCACGGGGAGCGAUGGGUGUUGCGAUAGUAGGGCUGCGUGUUGAAGCAGCUGCCUUCCAACAAGCAAGCUGAGUUACGGUGGUGGUUACAGCCUGUAGCCUUGGUAUGGAAGUUUCUAGUGAAAAACCUGGCACUAGUGAUGCAAGAACUGCAGGUAUGGAUGUUCAUUCAGUGUAGGAAUGAUGAGCAUGUAGAUUUCUCUUCUAAACUGCACAGGUUUCGCACGUCCUUGUGGCUUCUUGUGCCAACUUUCCUGAAAUCGCGUUGCCAUUACCUGAUAGAUUGCACUCGUACGAUUUACGUAUGAACUCGUGUAAGCCUAACAUUUUUUUCCCAAAGGGUGUGGAUGGUUCUUUCGUAGGUCAGGUUUGUGGCUAUCUUCUGACACAGUGUGCAGCGCCGCCAUUGCUGUGAGGCAUUGUCCUUGAAAUUUAGCAUUUGCAAAACAUGGUGGCCUAGAAAGGACGCAAGGGUUUGUAUACCUGCUGCACCAUGUUCUGAUAUGACAAAGACACGGGCAGCACCCAAAAAUUGUGCUCGUAUCAGCGCUGGUGCAGUCAUAUUAAGCAAGUGGUGAAGGAAAGUCGAGUCAGUCGACGUCAGUUGACUUUCUUGAGGCCACUCCCGGGCAUGCUCAUAGGUGUAGUCAAUUAAGAGAGUUUGGCCAUCAAUGGGAAACCUGAAUUGUUCCUUGCUUUCCUUAUAAAAACACACAUGUUCAAGCAUGCCCAUGAGGAUGGGGUUUGGCAGACCACACAGUCAAGAGCUUGUUAUUGCUUUGAAGAAGUCCUUUUGUGUUACUUCUUUCUAUUGUUCUUUUAUGAGCAAAUUAAUAUGAAGCACUGGAAUACUGUGGCAGUUGUACAAUGCCUUGUUAAACUGGAAGUGAUCAAAAUUGCUUCAGGCUCUCUUCCAGUUGGCUUUCUAGCAUAGUUGCAGUGCUGGGAACUACUAUGUUCAUUACCGAAGCCUAGUCCAGGGUGUGACGGACACAUUGGCAAGUCCUCGUCAAAUUCAAGGGCUGCCCGCAUGCUUCAAAUGUUAGAAUUAAUAAUCUGAGGGCAUUGUCAUCAUUUGAGCAAAGGUGCUUGUCAUCCCUCAUUUCUUUGGGCAGUGAGGCCUCACAGGAAAGCCAACUUACUGUCCUGUGAAGUGCAACAUUCAGCCAAGUUCUGCUCGCGUUUUAUAAACACGGUCACCCCGGUCUUGUUCCUGGAGUUACACUAUACCAAGAAGGAAGGUUGCUCAUUCAGAUUUGUCAACGGGGGUAAUGCGUUAUACAUAGUGUAGCAUCCAUGAGACACUACAUUGCACAGAGACUAAUACGUUGGGCCAGUAGCUGAAUGAUGUGUUAGCCUUGGGCAUCACACAAAAGCUCAAACUGAAAGCUCAUGAACAGUGUGGCAUUCCGCUUUCACCGCAUCUCAUAUUUAAUGAUUGCUUGAAUGCAAACAUAAUACAUGUAAAAAAAAAAAAACGGCUUUCUUUUCUGAGCAUGUAUUUCUCUUUCUUUUUGUUCGUGCACUGUGUUUUUUGUUGUGCAUCUCAAAGUGAAUGAGCUCCAAGUUCUUCAUACCAGCGACCUGACUUUCAGAAUUUUCAGAAUCCAUUCUUGAAGCACUAGCUGGUGUCCAUAUCAUAAGAAGCCAACAAACACUGACACCUAGGAGAACACAGGGGAAAUUAUUUCUGCUUAAUAAAUUAAAUAAAGAAAUGAUAAAUUAAUGGAAAUUAAAGUGUAUGAAAAAACUUGCCACAGGUGGGGAACGAUCCCACAACCUUCACCUUUCGCGUGCGAUGCUCUACCGAUUAAGCUACCGCGGCACCAUUUCCCCAUCCACUUUCUUAGGUAUUUGUUUCCUAGUAGAACCCUGGGAGUGUUAGCCAGGGCCACCACUCACAGACAUUUGUGGCGGAUGUGGAACAUCCUUUCUGCCGCAGGCAUCACGAGAACAUGAUCUUUUUGGGUGAAGGCAACUCGUCAAUACACCCACACAUGCUACGUUAAGGUGGAGGUUGUGGGAUCAGUGAAGGUGGGAUCGUUCCCCACCUGCGGCAAGUUGUUUUUUCAUCCACUUUCAUUUUCAUUAAUUUAUCGUUUCUCUAUUUCAUUUAUUAAGCACAGAUAAUUUCCCCCAUGUUCUCCUUGAUGUCAGUGUUUGUCGGCUUAUUAUGAUAUGACUAAUAAAAAUCGGGCCCCUUGGUUAACCCCCCUUUCUUCUUGUUUAUUACAUAACGAGGGCCUCGAAUCCGGCAACAUUAAUGCCUUCAGGUAGCACGUGUGGGUUUAUUGACGAGUUGCCUUCACCCAAAAAUGGAUUGUUGGAAAAGGCAACCUGUGGCCACACAGUAGCUGCAUGCACUGUUUUCUGGCACAAGUUUGUGACAAGCAGUGUUGUGGAUCUUUCACAGCCUUUAGAGGUCAAAUGCAACAAAAUUUUGAAACUGGUUUCAGUUCGCGUAGAAAUAAACUAGCUUCCCUGCAAAAUUUUACAUUUGAAAUACUAGUGGUUGCCUUUUUGAAAGCUCGCAAAAAUAGAUCAUGUUAUACCAAAUCUCUCUCGCCCCCAAAUAAACAGCGCCAUUACCACUCGCCAGAAAUUACGGAAUCCAGGAUGUUGAAAACCAUCCUGGCACUGGGACAUGACGUCCGAGAUGAGGCGGCGCUCGUGGCCUGCUGAUGGGGUAUGAAUCACAGCCACUAACUACCAGAUUCUCUAUCUUCCACUUAGGUGCUAUUUAAUGAUUGUUAAUUUAAAAAACAAAUAAUCUUUUAACUAGUGUUCACCUGUCAUCGUCUAGCCAUGUCAAGCUAUGACUUUUCAGCUCCACAAUGACUGCUCCGUUACCACUCCAUCAUUCUCUCCUCAUCAGAGAGUCUAAGUGUAGCUCUUAAGCAGGCCUUGUCAUAGCCACAUUCUUGUUUUGCAUUUACCAUAAAAUGGUUCUUUUUUUUGUGUUAUAAUUAUAAAUUUUUUGCGUUAUAAUUAUAAAUAAUGAGUAUGGCAGUUUUGUUGAUUCCACUGGAAUAAAAGAAUGGGUGCCUCAUUUUUGAGGCCUGAGGC
Dermacentor andersoni is the source of this 7447-nucleotide messenger RNA. RefSeq names its product apoptotic signal-regulating kinase 1 (gene Ask1). Gene Ontology annotation, molecular function: ATP binding; protein binding; protein kinase activity. Gene Ontology annotation, biological process: protein phosphorylation; MAPK cascade. NCBI's taxonomy places the organism in Eukaryota, Metazoa, Arthropoda, Arachnida, Ixodida, Ixodidae. The record is from RefSeq and is a predicted model, not a curated record.